Molecule: messenger RNA, 1155 nt
Organism: Clunio marinus
Lineage: Eukaryota; Metazoa; Arthropoda; Insecta; Diptera; Chironomidae
Source: the annotation of a GenBank genome assembly
CAAAAUAAAGAGUGAACAUAAGUUUUGUGGAAAAAUAUUUUCUUCAACGAAUUGUGAUAAAUGAAAAACGAAUAAAAAAUGAUUAGGAUUAUAAUUGCAACAAUUGUGCUGUUAAGUUUACAAGAAUUUAGCAAAGCAACUCGUGAUGUCGAUCUCCAAGGACUUAUACAGAAUCGUCGGUCUUUUUUAAAUUAUGCAGAAGAGGGUAAACUAGAAGCUUAUCUUUCAUCUUUUGGAUCAUCUCCCAACCAGUCUGAAAUUCACGAAAUUUUCAAACGAUCGCCAAAACGAAAAGUGAGAAAAGCGAAAAAAGGUUCAACGACAACAACAACAGAAUCUCCAGUUGUAGUUGAAAUUCCAAUGAAAAGGUUAAAAUCGAAGAAGAAUGGAAAGAACGUCGAUCAGUCCCAAAGAGACGGUGGAAAUGAAGAAGAUGAUGAAGAUGACGAACCAAUAGUUACAGUAAAGCCUACAAAGUCAACACCACAUAGUGAUUGGCCGAAAGCACCGCAAUUCAUGGAUACAAAUUCAGUUCCAGCUACAUCCAAACAAGUUGAAACAACGCGAAUGAAUCAAAUGAUUGGUGAGUCAACAGAAUCUCCAGUUGUAGUUGAAAUUCCAAUGAAAAGGUUAAAAUCGAAGAAGAAUGGAAAGAACGUCGAUCAGUCCCAAAGAGUUACUUUUAAAUUUGGACUUGAAGAUGCAAAGUAUGACGAAGCUUACGAAAGGCUAAAGAAAAGUCGAAAAAUUCGUGUCAAACGAUCAUCAGAUAUAGAAACUAAUGAUAGGAAUAAAAAAGCUUUUGUUCAACCGACUGAAGUGUUGAAAUUUUCAAUUCAAGACGCUGUGAUAAAAUCGCCAUUCGAAUCGGAAGAUAAAGAUACGAAAGAAAGUGAAAUAAAAACAAGCGAGAGACUCCCGUUUCCACAACCUGAAAUUAAGGAAUCAAUUGUGAUGAGAAAAUCAGUUUAUUUCUACAAGAAUGAUGAGAAUUAUGAUAAGAAAAAUUCAAUGACGUCUCCUGGUCCCGUGCUUUUUGAAGAUUCAAUUCCAACAACUCCUAGUCCAAUGAUAGUAGCACAUCUCACUAUGAAAACUACAUUUAUCAUCCACCAGUUAUUAGCAAGCCCAUUAAAUAUGCAACUCCUAUUGUAG